CUCCCCAUGUUGACGCUAUUCUGCGGCAGAGGCGGACGGCAGCAGUUGGCUGAUGUCUUGUCCUUGUCCGGGCGCCAUGGCUGAACACUUCUCGCUGUCAGAUUGUGAUGUUAUCGGUUUCGAUUUGGAUCAUACCCUGUGCCGGUACAACGUGAGCGACACCUUCGCGCUGAUAUAUGACAGCUUUGCUCAGUUCUUAGUUGAACAGAGAGGCUAUGAUCGGGAACUUAUGACUUUGACUCCUGACUGUUGGGACUUCUGUUUCAAAGGCUUGCUUUUGGACUUGGAAGAUGGAAACUUACUGAAGCUGGGUGAAGAUGGGACAGUUCUGAGGGCUAGUCAUGGCACUAGACUUUUGACAGGAGAAGAAAUAUUGGAAACCUAUGGAAAGAAGAGAAAGUGGAAACACUUCAAAACUAUCAAUGGAACAUUUGCACGUUCAGGCAAAUAUCAUUUCUAUGAUAAUUAUUUUGACCUGCCAGGAGCUUUGCUGUGUGCUCGUGUAGUGGAUAUUUUAGAUCAGAAUAGAACUGUGAAGAAAUAUGAAUUCUGGAAGGAUGUGAUUGCUUCCAUAGAAUACAAUUACAAAGCAACUGCCUUCAAAGAAGACUCUGGAAUAUAUUUUCCAUCAGUGAAAAAAGAUCCAGGAAAAUACUUACUGCGUUGCUCUGAGUCAGUGAAAGAUUGGCUGAGGAAACUGAAGAAUGCUGGGAAAGUGCUGCUGUUAAUUACCAGCUCCCACAGUGACUACUGCCGACUGCUCUGUGAACACAUUCUUGGAGAAGACUUUGAGGAAAUAUUUGAUAUCAUAAUCACAAACGCUUUGAAGCCAGGUUUCUUUACUCAAAUACCACAACAAAGACCCUUUCGAACACUUGUUAAUGAUGAGGAAAGGGAGCCACUUCCCUCGUUAGAACAACCUGGCUGGUACUCACAAGGUAACUGGAGCCAUCUUAAUGAACUACUGAAAAAGAUAACUGGAAAAUCAGACCCAAAGGUUGUUUACUUUGGUGACAGUAUGCGCUCGGAUAUAUUUCCUGCUCACAGCUACAAUAAUUGUGAAACAGUCCUCGUGCUGGAAGAACUAGAAGUUGAAGCCAGCCAACAAGUUACAACAGACAGAAAGGACUCUGAGCCAUUAGAGAAGAAAGGAAAAUAUGAAAGCAAGAGGCAGAAGAUGUGGCCAGUCGUGUCAGAACAGUGGGGCUCCUAUUUUGUGGAUGGUGUCACAGGACUGGAGGGUGAAGGUGAAACCCAGGUGCACACAUGGUGCACCAGCAACAUUAACACAUACAGCACCAUUGCCAUUCCCAGCCUGCAGGCUAUAGCAGACUUGUCACUUGACCACAAGUUCCCCAGGUUUUGUCCAGAUAAACCAAGUUUCAUAGGUUAUUAUCCGAGGCCUCCUGCAGCCCUUGUUCCAAGACCUAGUGAGCCAAUAACACAAGAAUAAGCAUGCAAAAGCUGUUAACUCAGCCUGUGAAGAAAAGCAAGAUCCUCUGCGAAGCAACACAUGUUUUGUCUCUAGUGUGGCUACUGUGCGUUACCUCCGUAAAAGAAGUUUCUGUACUGUUUAAGUGCAUUUAGAAUCAGCUAUGCUGAUUGUUUUAUUUUUGAAAAAGCUGUUAUAUCUUCAUUUUUUAAAAAGAAAAAUUCCUCUUUCCGUGUUAUUGGUUCUAAGGAUAGCAUUAAUCGGUCUAAAUAUAGUCUAGGCCUGCUGAUUGUAAAAAUGGUGGAAGUCAUUCCAUUUAAUACAGGGGCUACUGUGUUAAUGAAGAAUGUUUGAUGAUCCGCGUUUUUGUUUUAAAGGGGAAAAAACGUCAGAAGAACAGUGCAUCAUUUUGAUCACAAUAAAGUCACACCCAAGUAGUGUAAUAACGUGUUUCAAUGUGAUUUAUUUGAUCAUGUAUGUUUAAUAAGAUUUUUAAAAAUGUUUACCAUAUGCUUUUUCAUGAAGUGAACAAGCAAAAUUCUACAGACUACUUGUACUUAUAUACAUUGCAACCAAACUGAUGUCUUAGAAAUUAUGACCAAUGGACCAUAAUCCAACUGAGCUGUGUCCACUGGAUUAUCUAUUUAGAAACCUGCUACACUGUUGUAAUGCCAGUACAAAAUAAGCAUCUCACUUUAAACACAGUUAUGAUGUUGAGGAUGAGAAAUUUAUUUUGCCGAUUCUAUCCUAUAGAUGACAGAACUCUUAAAUCAGCAAAAAUCAAUUGAGUGCUAAUUAUUGAAUUUCCCAACAUGAUUGCUGAGGAUGAUCUGUAAUCUGUUAUGACAUGGCAUCUUCAACCUUACAGGCAUGGGAAAUAACAGUAGUGUUAAAAGGCAAAGUCAACACAAAAGAAUUGUUUUGUGCAAAGUAAAAACAAGUUUGAGAAUGUUGGUUUUCAACAUUACUGAAAGUAUUUUUCAAUAUUUAGUGAAUAGAUCUGCCAAACAGUUGAUUAAAUUGAAAUUAUAGUAUUUGUAGCAACAUUUUGCCUUCUACAGUUGUUGGAUGCAUAUAUUGUUUUCUGCUUCACUUUUGAGUAACUACAUAUGUCUGGACAUGUUCAACAACAAAUUGUAGAUCCUAUUCUAAUCUCAAUGUACUUUGUUAAAGUGAUGUGGGCUGUUUAUCAAUCAAUAAUAUGUAAACAUCAGCUUCAUCUUUGGUUUUGUACCUUAAAAUAAAAAGCUACCAAAAAAAAGGUGUUCCAUAACUCAAUA
Messenger RNA from Stegostoma tigrinum, 2712 nucleotides. It is a transcript of the gene nt5dc1, whose product is annotated as 5'-nucleotidase domain containing 1. Gene Ontology annotation, molecular function: 5'-nucleotidase activity. Bases 53 to 1453 code for a protein of 466 amino acids. The record is from RefSeq and is a predicted model, not a curated record. Lineage: Eukaryota; Metazoa; Chordata; Chondrichthyes; Orectolobiformes; Stegostomatidae. The transcript is spliced from 12 exons.